Molecule: messenger RNA, 3077 nt
Organism: Acanthopagrus latus (yellowfin seabream)
Lineage: Eukaryota; Metazoa; Chordata; Actinopteri; Spariformes; Sparidae
Product: actin-related protein 3
Exons: 12
Coding region: 153-1409 (418 amino acids)
Biological process (GO): Arp2/3 complex-mediated actin nucleation
Cellular component (GO): actin cortical patch; Arp2/3 protein complex
Molecular function (GO): actin filament binding
Source: RefSeq, a predicted model, not a curated record
GAAGAAAUUCCACCGAACCCGGAAGCGCUCCUGAAUCGGCCGUGGCUGCUUUUCAUUCAGGCUGCGGCGAUUUAAAUCAGUUCCCACGGACACAUCCCUUCGUAUCGGGCGGCUGGUAUCUUCCCCUGCAGGUAGACUAACGGAGAGCAAACAUGGCUGGUCGGCUACCGGCUUGUGUUGUCGACUGUGGCACGGGGUACACAAAGCUUGGUUAUGCAGGAAAUACAGAACCACAGUUCAUCAUACCAUCAUGUAUCGCAAUCAAAGAAUCGGCCAAGGUUGGAGACCAGGCCCAGCGCAGGAUGAUGAGAGGCGUCGAUGACCUGGACUUCUUCAUUGGGGACGAAGCCAUCGACAAACCUUCGUAUUCAACAAAGUGGCCCAUCCGUCACGGGAUAGUGGAGGACUGGGACCUGAUGGAGAGAUUUAUGGAGCAGAUCAUCUUCAAGUAUCUGCGGGCAGAACCUGAAGACCAUUACUUUCUUUUGACAGAGCCUCCUCUCAACACACCAGAAAACCGAGAGUACACAGCGGAGAUCAUGUUCGAGUCCUUCAACGUGCCUGGUCUCUACAUUGCCGUUCAGGCUGUCCUGGCGCUGGCUGCCUCCUGGACAUCCAGACAGGUCGGAGAGCGGACACUGACGGGAACCGUCAUCGACAGCGGGGACGGGGUCACGCACGUCAUCCCCGUGGCUGAAGGCUACGUCAUCGGCAGCUGCAUCAAGCACAUCCCCAUCGCCGGUCGAGACAUCACCUACUUCACCCAACAGCUGCUGAGGGAACGAGAGGUGGGGAUCCCUCCGGAGCAGUCGCUGGAGACGGCUAAAGCAGUCAAGGAACGUUUCAGCUACGUCUGCCCCGACCUGGUGAAGGAGUUCAACAAGUACGACACAGACGGCUCCAAGUGGAUCAAACAGUACACAGGCAUCAACUCCAUCUCCAAGAAGGAGUUCACCAUCGACGUCGGCUACGAGCGCUUCCUGGGGCCGGAGAUCUUCUUCCACCCUGAGUUCGCCAACCCAGACUUCACCCAGCCCAUCUCGGAGGUGGUGGACGAAGUCAUCCAGAACUGCCCCAUCGACGUCAGACGUCCACUGUACAAGAACAUCGUGCUCUCCGGAGGAUCCACCAUGUUCAGGGACUUUGGCAGGAGGCUGCAGAGAGACCUGAAGAGGACCGUGGACGCACGGCUGAAAAUGAGCGAAGAGCUGAGCGGCGGCAAGUUGAAGCCCAAACCCAUCGACGUGCAGGUGAUCACUCAUCACAUGCAGAGGUACGCCGUCUGGUUUGGAGGAUCAAUGCUGGCGUCCACUCCUGAGUUUUACCAAGUGUGCCACACCAAGAAAGACUACGAGGAGAUCGGGCCGAGCAUCUGCCGCCACAACCCCGUAUUCGGCGUCAUGUCUUAAGACGUCGAGGCGGAGCGUGUUCAGCGGAGGCCGAGGAGAGGAAAAAAAAACAACAACAAAAAAAAAAACAGGAGGACGCGACUGCAAGACCUCACAUGCUGUGGAAAUCCCAUGAGCCUUUGCACGGAUGCUCCGGCAGACCUGUUGAUUCGGAUUGAAGCGACAGUGGACCAAACAAACUGCCAAAAGAGCGGCAGCGUCCUCACUAAUUAGAGGAAAGAGGUGACUCAGCCCAAAGGAUCCUCACGUAAAAUGUUUACUGCGAGUAGGUUAAUAAUAGGUGGUAAAUCUUUCAUUUCUGCGUGCCUCGUAUAUGUACUUAUAAUAUCCUCACAGGGUUGUAAUAUGUAAUUAAUCAACAUGAGUCCUGUAUAAAUGCACCUCUCUGUGUAUAUGGGUUGGGUUCUUGCGAUAUGUUAUAUAUACUCAAAAAAAAAAGAAGAAAAAAAAAUGAUGGUUGUUUCAGGAAGCAGGACGAUAGAUCAUUCUCCACACGUGUCAUCAAACAGGUGCAAACAUACAGAAAAGCAACAAUCGCCAGACAUACUGACCAUUCCUGAUCCUCUUUUGUUUCCUUUUUUUGUGUCUCUUAUUUUUAAAAUGUGCUUCAGUACCUGGAGGAAAUACUUGACCUCAGAUUAUUCAAGAAAAAAAUCCUCAAUUAUUAUUAAUCUGCUUAUCGAGUAAUUUCCCCCAGGCGUCACUGAGACAAGUCUGCUUUUCUUCUGCUGCAUUGUGACUGAACCCGGUCGCCAGGAUAAAUGUUGACCAUGUGUAAGUCACUGCAAACCAUAGACGUGUUGAAACAUGAAGUACAAUUUCACUUUUUUUUGUUUUAUGUUGUGGUAAAGGCAUAAAAAAACAGAUGGCUGUGGUGUGGAAAGGUUCAUAUUGUGGCUUAUAAAACAGUUUUGUUCCCAUAAGAACGGCUGAAAAAUGUCAACGAGCCUCGUUAAAAUUACCUGGAAUUUUCGCCACAAACAGCUGGAAAAUGUUGCAACGUCACGCCAAAAAUAUCUUGAUUUGUUGCAACGAAGAUGCUAGAAAACGUCCCGGCGUCUCGUUAAAAAUACUCAGUUUUGUUGCUACGAAAGCAGCAGGAAAAUGUCCCGCCUUGUUAAAAAUACCUGUCCAUAAAUUUCCAAGCGCCUCCAUACAGAUAACCAGAUUUGUUGGCACAAAGACAACCAGUAAUUUUCCGACUCCUCUCUAAAAAUAGUCGGUGUAGUUGGCACAAAGAUGACCAGUAAUUUUCCUGACUCCUCUCUAAAAAUACCUGAUGCGUCGGUUGAAACAAGAACUGUGUCCGACUGUACAUAUUCAUGAAAUCGGAACACGAUGUGGUCCAAAUUUGUAGAAAUGCCGACACGUCUGUGCUGAGCAGAAACGUGCAGCUCCAGCGUUUCAUCCUGGCGAACGGGCUUUGUGCUUUUUCCUUUUGACUUUGUCUUUUUUUUUUGUAUCGGUUAUUAAUCAUUUCUUGAACAACCUGUUUUGAAAAAAAAAAAAACAAAACAAAAAGAAGUCGUAUUAAUAUAUGAACAUGCAGUUUUGAAUGACUGUUGUUGGACCAUCACUGUUGCCUAGAUCUCAGUUCUUACUGGAUAGCCUUGUACUGUACCAAAUCUGGAUUUCAAUGCUGGCAUUCCAAUAAAUGCCAAGGAGAUA